AUGGCCGCCGAACAGCGCAAGCUGCUCGAGCAGCUCAUGGGCGACCAGUUCAUGGGCACGGGCAGCUCGAAGAGCGCAAAUCUGACCCUUACCUCCCCUAAUGUCUGCCGCUCAUACCUCGUCGGCACGUGUCCACACGACCUCUUCACCAACACGAAGCAAGAUCUGGGGCCGUGUCCGAAAGCGCAUCCCGAGAACCUGAAGAUCGAGUACGACAAUCUGAGCCCGGCGGAGAAGGCCAAGUACGGCUUCGAAUACGACUACAUGCGGGACGUGCAGAAAUACAUCGACGACUGCAACCGCCGGAUAGACCAGGCGCAGCGCCGGCUGGAGAAGACGCCGGACGAGAUCAGGCAGACCAACAACCUGCUGAAGACGAUAUCGGAUCUCACAAAGACAAUCAACACCGGUCUACUGGAGGUUAACUGCCUCGCGGAAAUCGGUUCGGUGUCUCUAGCUUGCUCGGAAUUCUACAAGGUGCGCACGGCCAAGCUGGCGAAGGAGCAGGCGGAGCGGGAUCUCAAGGCGCUCUCGGACACCAGCGGGCCCUCGGGGCAUCAAAAACUCCAAGUCUGCGAUGUCUGUGGUGCAUACUUGUCGCGGUUGGACAACGACAGGCGGCUGGCAGACCACUUCUAUGGGAAGAUGCACCUGGGGUAUGCGCAGAUGCGCCGGACGUACGAGCAGUUACAGAAGGAGCUGAAGGGCCGACCACCGCCCAUGAGACAAGAUGAGAGCGGUCCUGCCGGUCCGCGUGGGUACGAUGACGGAGGGUACGGCGAUGGUGGAGGAAGCUGGGGCGGUCGUGGAGGAUAUGGAGGCCGUGGCGGCUACAGGGGAGGUGGUGGCUAUCGCGGACGUGGUCGAGGAAGAUGGUAA
Capronia coronata CBS 617.96 is the source of this 879-nucleotide messenger RNA. RefSeq lists its product as uncharacterized. The transcript has a single exon. Bases 1 to 879 code for a protein of 292 amino acids. The record is from RefSeq and is a predicted model, not a curated record. Gene Ontology annotation, molecular function: mRNA binding. Gene Ontology annotation, biological process: mRNA splice site recognition. Lineage: Eukaryota; Fungi; Ascomycota; Eurotiomycetes; Chaetothyriales; Herpotrichiellaceae. Gene Ontology annotation, cellular component: U2-type prespliceosome; U1 snRNP.